AAUAGCGUCGUAGCAUAGCGGUUUUUGCGUCUCUGCUAUUGUAUUUCAACACGGGCCUUUAUAAUAGCGUUUUUGGAAUGUAUAAGCUAUCUCUGUAGACGCGGCAAAAUAAAAUAAUCCAGCCGCGUUAAUUUGGUAAGUGGAGGCGCCUUACCAUUGCAAAUAAAAAAAUAAAUGCUAUCGUAUAUGAAAAAUAUAUUAAAAAUAACCCUAAGUAUUUAAAUCGAAACCCAUUUCUCUUCACUUCACUCUCUUCACAUUCCUCGAAAUCGAAACCGAGACUCAUCAAAGUUCUUCAGAGUUCUCUCGAGUGGAAGCUUCAAUUGGUAUGAGUUUCGAUUUGAUUCUGAGUUUAGAUUAGAAACUUUCAAUAGUGGGUUUAGAUUAGAAAAUUUCAUCGAAUCUCUUUGAUUUUGGGGUUCUAUUUGAUCGUAUCUCUUCGAUUCGAAUCUCUUUUCACAUGCAUGUCCGCGUUAACACAUGAUUCGAUUAUGGGUUUGUUCGGUUUAGAUUUUGAAUAUGAUUGUGGGUUUCGAUUUGAUUUUGGAUUUCUUUAUUAGUUUCAGAAAUGGCAAAGACAAGAGGAGGAGGAAAAGUUGGUUCUCGUCGGAGUAGACGUAAUCAAGGCUUGGAGGUAGUAGAUCAAGGCUUGGAGGACAAGAGACCGCAACUAAAAGUGAAGAAAGCUACAGCAAAGAAAACGGCUUCCCCUAAAAAGAGUUUAGUUCUAACGCCAACGAGAAGAAGUAGUAGAAUCAAGAAAGUGGCUGCUCAAGAUGAUGAUGAGCUAGAAGAUGUUACACCUGAUGAUGAUGAUGAUGAGCUAGAAGAUGUUACACCUGAAUAUAUUCCCCGAGUUGAUGAGGUAGAAGAUGUACUCAAUGGGAAAGAGGCUGAAGAAGAUGGAGAUGGCAAUGGGAAAGAGGCUGAAGAAGAUGGAGAUGGCAAUGGGAAAGAGAAUGAAGACGAACAGGCCAAUAUGGAAGAUGAUGGAGUUCUCAAUGAGAAAGGGAAUGAAGAAGAAGCUCGCGAUAUGGAAGAAGAUGGCACUGCGCAAGAUGAUGAGAUUCCUAGUACUGAAGGAGUUGAGCUAGGAGGGGAGGAAGUUCAAAAAAAAAAUAAAAGAGGACCAACAAAGUUGCGCAGAGUGGCUGAAAAUCCCAAUGAUAAGAUUAUGGUCACAUUCAAUGACAUUGGUGAGCAUAUUGGACCUGGUUCAGUAACACUAUCGUCUUUUCUUGGUCCUCUUGUGAGGGAACAUGUUCCGGUUACACUCGCUGAUUGGAGAAAUCUUGAUGCAGCGACUAAAGCAACAAUGUGGGAAGAAAUUCAGGUUUGUAUAUAUACAUUAGUAUGUUUUGUUGAACCGCAAGAUGAAAUUAUAACAUGUUUAACUUGCUUAUUGUGAUGCAGGGGAGAUUUAACUUGCAAGAAGAUUGGCAGAAAGCUGUUAUUUUCAAGCAGCUUGGAAAUGUGUGGAGGGCUGGGAAGUCGAGGCUGGUGUCACAAGUACGUGUGGCGAAGACUGCAGCUGAGAGAAUAGCUUUAAAACCGAGCAACAUCCCAUCCAUUCAAGUGUGGAACUCUUGGGUUAAGAGUAAAACUACCAAAUCUUUCACGGUGAGUUAUCUACAACUAAGUAAGUUUCAUCCUUAAAGGUCAUAUCUGAUAGAUUUAAUCACUGUCAUAUUUAUAUUGUAGGAAACGAGUAACAAGUACAGAGCGAUGAGAAGAAAUCAGAUUCCUCACACCACUAGCCGCAAAGGGAUGCUUCGUUUAGCUGAUGAUAUGAAAAAAAGGAGUAAAGACCCAAGUAAGGUGAGUAGAUCGAAGGUUUGGAUUGCGGGACACACUCAUGCUGAUGGCAGACCUGUGAAGCCACAGUUUGCUGAGACUAUUGUAAGAAUUAUGCAAGUUAUAUAUUGGGUAUAAUUAAUAGAUUAUGUCAAUGAAUUAUUUUGUGUUUAAAUGAAUGUAUCAGGAACAAAUACAGUCACUUGACAGUCAGAUGGACUCAACAUCAGCUGCUGAUAACAUAAGGGAAGAUGCUGUAAGCAAGGUUUUGGGAAAAGACAAACCUGGACGAGUAAGGGGGUUUGGUAGAGGGAUUACGGCUACUAAGCUAGCAUAUCUGCAUUUUAGAGACGCAAAGAUUGCAGAAAUGAAAACUGAGAUUCAAGAGUUAAAGGGGAUGGUGCAAGACUUAGUUGGGAAGAAGGUAAUCCUUUUCAUUACAUUUGGUCAAUUAGUUUUAAGACAUUUACGAUUUCCUUUGCCUUCUUUCAGAAAAAUAAUGAUGAUGCUGAAGCAUCUGAGAGUAGUGGUGGAUUCAAAGUAGGAGUCAGAGUACAAAUACUCGAUUGGAUUGAAUCAGAGGAUGUUGUUGUUGGUGAAGGAGAAUUCUGCUCUGAUGAACCGAAGUACAAAAUUGGUCGUAUACCAAUUGGUCCUAAUGCAGUGGCUAUCGUAGUUAAGUCUGCACUAAGCUCAGUAGCUUCACUUUGGAGGCCUACAACAGACGUGUUAACUCUUGAUGAAGCUGUGGGAUACAAGAUAGCUUGGCCAAUGGAUAAAGUGAUCUUGGAUAGGGAUACAAACUGCUCUGAAGAUGUAUCCAUGGUAA
Raphanus sativus (radish) is the source of this 2623-nucleotide messenger RNA. RefSeq lists its product as uncharacterized. Bases 569 to 1408 code for a protein of 279 amino acids. The record is from RefSeq and is a predicted model, not a curated record. NCBI's taxonomy places the organism in Eukaryota, Viridiplantae, Streptophyta, Magnoliopsida, Brassicales, Brassicaceae. The transcript has 2 exons.